CCUCCACUGCCCUACGUGGAAGCCGAAGCCUUUCAAUUCUGGAAGAAGCGCGGUAGAGUCACGUCCGGUGGAAGCGGGGAGUUGAGAGUUAUCCAGCACCGCGUGUUCAGAGGCAAACAGAAAUGGCAAAAAGCCUAAGGAGCAAAUGGAAAAGAAAAAUGCGAGCGGAGAAGAGAAAGAAAAAUGCUCCCAAGGAACUGGCCAGGUUGCAGAGCAUUCUGAAAGCCAACAGUGAUGUUGUAAUGGAUGAAGUGAAGGAAGUAGUAACUGUGGUUCCUGCUGAGAAAAUCUUAGAGAAAAAGGAUUCAGAUGAUGGAAGUAAGAUGGACAUGGAUGUUAAAAGAAAUCAGAAAACUCUUCUAGAUCAACAUGGACAAUAUCCAGUAUGGAUGAAUCCCAGGCAGAGAAAAAAGCUAAAGACAAAACGUGUCAAAGGAAAAAAUAAGUCUAAAGCACCAAAAGGAUUAACCUGGUAGACUCUGAGGCAACUUAGGGUCAACUUUCUAAAAUGCUUCCAUGUCAUUGGCACCAGUUGUCCUGAAAAUGCUUCCUUUUCAAAGUGGAACCAGCCAAUUUUGCCUCAAAUGGUGAGUCAAUCAUGAGUCACACUCUCUAGCUGUCUACUUGAAAGUUGUGCUUUGAAAUAAAUUUGUACUCUAGGACACUGUGGGAAUUUUAUGGGUUACUCAGUGCAUUUUUUAUAUAUAAAUCACAUGUGACCAUUAAAAACUGUUUAAGUCCCCAUCUAGGAAUAGUUUAUUUCCUAUGAAUGGGUAUUGUUUUAUUUUUUAAAAAUGAUUUUACUCUCAGAAAAUGCAUGUAGAAAAGUACCUAAGAAGAUAGACAAAUAUAACAAUUUUGUUUUGUCCAAAUUAUAUGACAGCAGGAAGGGAAAGCACGGUAUUUUAUAACUCAUCUUUCUAGUCUAAAAUAUAAGAAUUAAUUUGGAAAAAUGAUGUGAACCUCAACCUGGUAUUCUUGAGAUGAAUCCAUUCAGUUUCCCUAAUCCCAGCAUUCUAGUCAACACAUCUGGAGGGUACUAGGUUGAGGAAGGCAAUAGAAGAUGGAAAAUGUGAUUAUACAUGGAUUAAAAACGUCUGCACUGUUAUCUUCAUUUCACAAGGCAACAGUAUGUAACAUCAGGGGUCUAUUUUCCCCUCCAACUGUAGUUUCCUUGGGUAAUCCAUGAUUCAGUGGUUGAUUUUAAAAGUUAAAUUAUUAGAAGCAAUUUUCUAUAGCCCAGUGUUCCUAUAAAAGUAAAAUGACUCAUAAGAAUGCUAAAUACAAACCAGAUGAUCCUAAACAUUAACUGAAGAGGAAAAAAGAUAAAGUUCAGUGUGGGUCCUCUCAUAAAAAUGAAAUUCUUUUCUGUACCAAGAAAACAGUUGGUUAUAUAAAAUAGGAAAUUGAGAGAAAAAGGUAAUUAUUUUACCUGUCCCAAACUGUUAAUUAGCUUUAGCAUUUCCAUACAUUUUCAUUUCUGUUCUAAUUUGAAAAAAAAAAAAGACCAGUAAGUAGUUAUUGAAUUUUUCCUACAAUGCAAGGAUGUUUAGUCCUAUAUCAAUUAUAAUUUCAAAAAAUAUCUGGAGUGUACAUUUAAAAGGGAAAUGGUUCUGACUAUAGAUCAGCAUAAUAUAGAAAUCUUCAUCAUGACAGUAAUGUCACAGCACAGUGGGUUGCUACUGGUUCACCCUAGAUCCGCCCACCCGCCCAGACGCUUCUGCGCAUGCACAGAAGUGUUGCACGUGAGCGCACGCGCAUGAGCGAACCGGUAGCAACGGGUUUUGAAACCCGCCCCCGCAGUAGCAUUGUGAUCCAUCUUCACAUUUACUACCUUUACAAGUCUAUAAAGCAAAAGAAAGCUGAAGUAAGAUCAUAAGGACAGUCCUGGUUUCAUUUAGUGACUGCUUCAAUUAAUGACUGAAUUGCUGGUCCCAAUUGUGGUUGCUGAAUGAGGACUACCUGUAUUUUUGAAAUAAUUAUUGAUCUUAGAUCCCUCAAAAGUCUUGCCCUUCUGUAUAUUGUUUUAUAUAUUUAUAUUAGGAUAGUAAUACACAUCAUAUGAAUUAGGAAUGGCAUUUCACCGGAGAGCCUUUCAAAUCCAGCCCAUGUGAUGUAACAUUGUAACCUGAAAAGAAUAGCAGAUAUUUUGAUGUGUUGUUAUGUUGAUGCCUUUGGGAGUGACCCAUGUUUACUUAUUCAUAGCACAACAAGGUUACAUAAUGGUUCAUCUGAGUAAUCCUAUAUAUUAAUAGUGGCUAGUGUCAGUAGUAGCACUGAACUGUUGCUUUGUGUUAGUAACCUAUUGCAGUUAUAUUUUAAUGCUGUUGCAGCCUAAUUAAUAUAGUGGUAUGUUUUCACAGCAUCCAUUCCACAAUUAGUACUGGAUUUCCUAAUUAUAUAUUUAUAAAUCAAAAGUCUAUAAUUAGCAUAGUGAUCUGUUUCCACAGUAUCCAUCACAUAACUGCUAUUAAUAAUGCCUUUUAUAAUUAGAUACUUAAAUAUUAGAACAUACAAUUCAGUCUUUUUUAAAAUAAUGAAGUUUGCAUUACCAUUCACAAUUGCAAAUCCAACAUCUGUGAUAAGGCAGCAUGGCAAAGAGCAGGCUACACUUUGAUUUAUCAAAAUAGAAGCCAAGUUCAAACAAAUUUCCUUCCUUCCUGAGACUGUGGUUGAAAUAAAAAAAGGACUACAUGAUUGUAUAAAUAUAACAUUUGAAUUCAUUUAAUCUACUAUGGUUUUCCAUGUAUAUGAGAUUGCUGUGGUUGCUGGCAUCUUUAUAGGCUUUUAUGAAAUAAAAAUAUGUUUGAAGCUCCCUUGGCAAAACAAUUAUAUAACAACUUCACUGCUAGACUAGAACUAGGCAGCUUGAUUGCACAUUUUAUUGGUUUUUGAUCACCUGGCAUUAUUAAGGAUAAAGUUAAAGAUCAAAAAUAAAAAUAGAGUAUUUCCAUUUUUUUAAAUCAUGGUGAUUAUUGAUUAAAAUAUCAGAAAUAGGCUUCAAUGAGCCACAGGUUUUGUGGGAUUCCGUUCUCUGACUCUGGAGAAAAGAGGGCAACUUUGGGGAAGAAACUGCAGAGAAAUCUUCCUCUCAUUGGAUGGCUGAGAGAAGCUGAGGUUCUCUUGACUACUGAACUCUUCUAACAUUAAGUGUAGCCAAAGACAUUUUUAUUGGCCAAUGACCCUUUUUUUUCUCCUCUCUGUCCAUCCUUUCUUUGAUUUCAAUUCCAUUUCUUGCCCAUGGGACACUUCUGUCUUCCUGCCUUAGCUCAUGAGGAUCCUCUGUUCUUCAGACGUAAAAACAAUGGGGAUAGUGGUAUUAAAACCUAUCGGACUUAAUGCACCCAUGUUAUAUGAUAGCUCAUUUUUAAAAUAUGAUCAGUAUGUUACUGCUUUUAUAUAUUUGAAGCCAAGGAUAGUACCUGUCCUGGAUAAUAUUCUGGGAGUUCCCCUCCCCAAUGUGAGUUGUCUAUCUCUCUAGCUAGUACAAAAUGCAGUGGUGCGGGCAGUUAUGUGCACCCCUAGAUCAAUGCACAUUCCAUCCUUGCUCUGCAAGCAACAUUGAUUGGGUUCAAUUUAAUGGGCUAGUAAUGACCUACGGUAUAAAGCCCUAAAUGGCAAGGGGCCAGUUAUUUGAGAAACUGCCUCCCCAGUCACAUCUACCUAUCUCAUCAAGAGCAGCAGAAAGGGCAUGUUGAUGUCCACAAAGGGAAGUCUUUUCUGCUGCAGCACCUGGUCUCUGGAGCAUCAUUGCCCCUGAGAAUAAGUUGGCCCCAACCCUGUUGGCCUUGCCAAACAGCCAGAAGAGACUGCUUUGGCGUCUGGUCUGGGGAUGAUCCAGUAAUGAUGAUAUUGAGCUUGCAGGGUGCUUGUAGUGCUAUAGAGAAAUUUGUGCUACUGCCGUGAAAAUUAUGUUUUUCGGGGUUUAAAAUAGUAUUUUUAAUUAGUUUUAAUGUUUUGAUAAGUUUCUGUUAUUGUGGGAGGGGGAUUGUUUGUCUUUGGUUUUAACAUGGUUUGGUGCUCAGAGUCACAGAACUAAUAUGGAUGGCUAUAUAAACUAAAAUAAACAAUAAAUUAAUUGUAAUAAGUAAACGAGUACAACUUCUAGUUGUAUUAAUCUUAUAGAUUUCAUAUUGGAACCAGGAACUUGCAUCUCAUCCUGGAUCAUUAUUUUCUUAUCAGGAUAAUCUACGAAACCAGACAGAAAAAUGUUAUAUUAAAGUUAACUGACAACUGCAAAUAUUUAGUAAUUAGAAAUGACUAAAAUUAGUCAAAUUAUAAAUAUUUAUUCUGCUAAUUGAAUAAUGUGCACAUUUACUUGUCCAUGUCACUAAAAUAAAACAAAGUUAAAAACACUCAAAAUAUUGUUUUGGUCAGAAUUAGUGCAAAGGGAGUAAGUACUCUGCAUAGUUAAAACUUUUUUGAGCUAUGCCCAGUGUUUCUGUUUUUUAGAUGUAUAGCUCGUACAUUUAUUUAGUAUGUUAUUUAUUUAGUGUAGCAUAAUAUAGAUGUCUUUCAGAAGAAUAAUGUUUAUCUUAAACCAGUUGUUUAAAUUAUAUAAAUCUUGUCUGACAAGUUGAUGAACAUUAUCAGUAAUUUUCAAUACAGGUAACAGUAGGCUGAAUAUAAAUAUACAUAACUAUUUCCUAUAAUUUUCUUCAUUUGCCUCUCAAUGAAUCAAGUUACAAUGUACUGAUGGGAUAUAGGGCUGGAAGUAAUUCAGUGAUAAAGCAUGUGAUUGUCAUUUUCAAUCUUCUUGCACUCCAUGCACCCCUUGAUUUGGUUUGUGUUCCAGCCAACCAUCCAAAGGGGAAUAAUAAAAAAAAAGAAUCAGA
Molecule: messenger RNA, 4835 nt
Organism: Pantherophis guttatus
Lineage: Eukaryota; Metazoa; Chordata; Lepidosauria; Squamata; Colubridae
Gene: LLPH
Product: LLP homolog, long-term synaptic facilitation factor
Biological process (GO): dendrite extension
Cellular component (GO): nucleolus
Molecular function (GO): RNA binding
Source: RefSeq, a predicted model, not a curated record